CUUUGAUGUCUUACACACACACUUUAUCCAACUUCUAGUAAGUGAUUUUUUUUUCAUGAUAGAGUUUGGUGCCCAGCCAACGCCUAAACUGAACAAGUGAACACGAUGGAGACGAAACUGAACAUGAUGGAAACGCCUAAGUUCACCAGCAAGCCAAUUUCCCUCAUCCCCAUGACUCUUCAAAAACUCCAACCACCCUUCCCAACUCUUCCUUCCACCCUCAGACUCACCCAGAUUUCUCAUCUGGACCAAAACUCUUCUCCUACCCCUAAUAAUCUUCUCUCACUUUAUCAAACAAAGCAAAUCCAUGCCCACGUCAUCAAAACCCACUUCAAUAACACUUACACGUUUUCUCUCCAUGCUUCUACACUUACUUCCCGCUUAAGCCCUCAAGCCCUGCACAAUCUCCUUUUAUCUGCCUACAUUAGAAACAAUGAACCCCAAAGCGCAUUAAACAUUUAUGUUUAUAUGAGGACUUUGGACACUGAAGUGGACAAUUUUAUUGUACCAUCAAUUCUUAAAGCUUGCAGUCAAAUCUCAAUGACCCAUUUGGGGAAAGAGAUUCACGGUUUCGUUCUUAAAAAUGGACUGUUUGGUGAUGUUUUUAUACGCAAUGCUUUAAUGCUGAUGUAUGCUGAAUGUGGGGGUUUAGCAUCAGCACGGUUACUGUUUGAUACAAUGGGUGAAAGAGAUGUUGUUUCUUGGAGUACAAUGAUUAGAAGCUAUUGUCGGAACAGAUUGUUCCGUGAAGGAUUGGAACUUAUAAAAGAUAUGCACUUUUCUAAUGUUAAGCCUAGUGAGGUUGCCAUGGUUAGCAUGGUUACUCUUUUCGCUGACCUUGAGAACAUUCAACUGGGGAGAGCAAUGCACGCUUAUGUUAUAAGGAAUAGUGCUGAUGAGAAAAUGGCUGUUCCUCUAACUACUUCUUUGAUUGAUAUGUAUGCCAAGUGUGGAAAUUUAGCUUCUGCAAGAAUCAUUUUUAACGGGUUUAGUCAGAAAAGCAUUGUUUCUUGGACUGCGUUAAUUGCUGGUUAUAUUAGGUCCAAUAAUUUGCAAGAGGGUGAAAGGCUUUUUGUUAAAAUGAUUGAAGAAAAUACGGUUCCCAAUGCGAUUACAAUGUUGAGUUUGAUUAUUGCAUGUGCGUUUGUAGGGGCUGUACAAUUGGGCAAGCGACUACAUGCUUACAUUUUUAGAAAUGGGCCCAGAAUGUCACUGGUUUUAACCACUGCUUUGGUUGACAUGUAUGGAAAAUGCGGUGACUUAAGAAGUGCAAGGGCUUUAUUUGAUAGCAUGGAGAACAAAGAUAUUAUGACUUGGACUGCUAUGAUUUCGGCUUAUGCACAAGCUCACUGUAUUGAUCAUGCUUUUGAUCUCUUUGUCCAGAUGAGGGAUGGCAAGGUGAUGCCAAAUGAAGUGACAAUGGUUAGCCUUCUUUCUUUGUGCGCAGAAGUUGGAGCCCUUGACAUGGGCAAGUGGAUUCAUGCUUACAUAGACAAGCUAGGCAUUGAAGUAGAUGUGGUACUGAAAACUGCUCUGGUAGACAUGUAUGCUAAGUGCGGGGAUAUAGAUAGAGCUCAAAGCCUUUUUAGAGAAGCCAUGUUUCGAGACAUUUGCUUGUGGAAUGCCAUGAUGACUGGAUAUGGAAUGAAUGGCUAUGGUGCUGAAGCUUUGAAACUCUUUGCACAGAUGGAAAGACUAGAUAUAAAACCAAAUGACAUAACAUUUAUUGGAGCGCUGCAUGCUUGCGGUCAUGCUGGAUUGGUAGCAGAAGGAAAAAGACUUUUUGAGAGAAUGGUUCAUGAUUUUGGCUUGAAUCCAAAGGUUGAACAUUAUGGGUGUAUGGUGGAUCUUCUUGGUCGAGCUGGACUGCUUGAUGAAGCAUAUGAAAUGAUUGAGAGCAUGCCAAUGACCUCUAACAUUGCUGUAUGGGGUGCUUUGCUUGCUGCCUGCAAGCUUCACAAAAAUCUUGAUCUGGGGGAAUUAGCAGGAAGAGAGAUUCUUGCAUUGGAACCCCAAAAUUGUGGUUAUAAUGUUCUUAUGUCAAACAUAUAUGCUGCAGCAAACAGAUGGAACGAUGUUGCAGGCAUGAGAAAAGCAAUGGAGGAUACUGGAAUUGAAAAAGAACCAGGUCUCAGCUCAAUUGAAGUAAAUGGUUCAGUUCAUGAUUUUACAAUGGGCGAUAUGUCGCACCCUCAAAUUAAAAAAAUAAGUGAAAUGUUAGCUGAAAUGAGCAAGAAACUAAAAGACGCAGGAUACAUGCCUAACACAUCUGUAGUGCUACAGAAUAUUGAUGAGGAAGAGAAAGAAACUGCACUUGCAUACCACAGUGAGAAGUUGGCCAUGGCUUUUGGUCUUAUUAGUACAGCUCCAGGCACUCCAAUUCGGCUUGUGAAAAAUCUCCGAAUUUGCGAUGAUUGCCACACGGCAACAAAACUACUGUCCAAGGUCUAUGGGAGGACAUUUGUAGUCAGGGACCGUAAUCGAUUUCAUCAUUUUAAAGAAGGAUCCUGUUCCUGUGGCGAUUAUUGGUAGCAUUACCUCUUACCAGAAGACUACAGCAUAAUGUAACAUAAAUUCCUUUUGUAUAGGUCGAUAAUAACAGUAAAAGCUGUAUUCAUAUUCUUUUUGAAUUAGAAGUCGUCCGUCUAAUUGCCUAUUUGAGCUGCCUUCUUUAUGUAGAGGCUGAUAAUUACAGGAAAGUUAUGUUCA
Messenger RNA from Hevea brasiliensis (rubber tree), 2709 nucleotides. RefSeq names its product pentatricopeptide repeat-containing protein At4g21065-like. Gene Ontology annotation, biological process: RNA modification. The record is from RefSeq and is a predicted model, not a curated record. Gene Ontology annotation, molecular function: zinc ion binding; protein binding; RNA binding. The transcript has a single exon. NCBI's taxonomy places the organism in Eukaryota, Viridiplantae, Streptophyta, Magnoliopsida, Malpighiales, Euphorbiaceae. Bases 106 to 2532 code for a protein of 808 amino acids.